Molecule: messenger RNA, 2460 nt
Organism: Closterium sp. Yama58-4
Lineage: Eukaryota; Viridiplantae; Streptophyta; Zygnematophyceae; Desmidiales; Closteriaceae
Source: the annotation of a GenBank genome assembly
AUGGAUGCGAAUGCUAGGACUUGCCACAAUGGCAUGCAUGGUGCUGACUACAGCAGCGGGCCCAGGGAUCACAGGGGUGCUGCAGACACUAGGCAUUGGAGCGAUCUUUCUGCUACUGCUGGUGGUCGCAGGCAGCGGCACGAUCUCCCUGCUGCUGUUGCUGCUGGUGGCAGGUGCGCAUUGGAUGUGCUCGGUGCUGGUGGGGCGCCCUUUGCUCCUGCCAAUGCAGCCUGCUGUGCUGCUGCCUCCCCACCCCCUGCGCUCCCUGCCCCUCUGCCCUCAUGUGCGAGUGGCAAUGAGGGUGGGGCCGGCGGGGGCAGCACUGGUGGUGGGGGGGAGGGUCAACGGAGGGUGUUCGACUGUGAGGGAAGCUGGGGAGGGGACGAUGGGGGAGAGGGGGAUGGGGGAGGGGAGGAUGGGGGAGAGGGAGACGUGAUAGGGUGGGGAGUGGGUGGGGAAGGAAUGAGAGAGUGGGAAGCGGAGGAAGGUGCAUUGGAGGACGAGGAGAAGGAGUGGGAGGAGGAGGAGGAGAAGGAAUUGGGGGAGGAGGAAAAGGAAAUCGGGGAGGGAAAGGAAAUGGGGGAGGAAAAGGAAAUGGGGGAGGGAACGGAGUUGGGGGAGGAGGAAAAGAAAUUGGGGAAGCAGGAAAAGGAAUUGGAGGAAAAGAUGAAGGCACUGGAGGAGGAGAAGAAAUUGGAGGAGGAAACGGAAGUGGGGAAGGGGGGGAAGGAAUUAGAGGAGGAGAAGAAGAAUUUGGGGGAUGAGGAGAAGGAAAUGGGGGAGGGAAAUGAGUUGGGGGAGGAGGAAAAGGAAUUGGCGAAGCAGGAAAAGGAAUUGGAGGAAAAAAUGAAGGCACUGGAGGAGGAGGAGAAGAAAUUGGAGGAGGAAACGGAAGUGGGGGAGGGGGGGAAGGAUUUAGAGGAGAAGGAAUUGGGGAAGAAGGAAAAGGAAUGGGGGGAGGCGGAAAACGAAUUGGAGGAGGGGGGGAAGAGAGCAAGUGAUGAUGAUGACGUCAUGGAGGUGCAAGAGGGACCAGGGGGGAACGAGGUAGAGACGGAGGAAGAGGUGAAAGAGGUGGGGAACGAGGAGGAGAAAGAGGAGGAGGGUAAAGAAGGGGAGGAAGAAGAAGAGAAAAAGGAGGAGGAGAAAGAAAGGGAGAAAGAGGAGGAGAAACAUGAGGAGGAGAAAGAGGAGGAAGAAGGGGAGAAAGAGGAGGAAGAAGGGGAGAAAGAGGAGGAAGAAGGGGAGAAAGUGGAGGAAGAAGGGGAGAAAGUGGAGGAGAAAGAAGGGAAGAAAGAACAGGAGAAAGAUAUGGAGGAGAAGGGGGAGAGAGUGGAGAAGAAAAAGGAGGAGAACCAGGAGGAGAGACAUGAAGUGAAGGAAAAUAAGAAAACGGAGGAGGAGAAGGAGGAGGAGGAAGACGAAAGCGGAAUAGGCAAGGCUGCUGAAGGAGUUUAUGCGCUGGCGCAACAGGCGAGGUGGGUCGCCUGUAAUGUGGCAGGUGAAGAGGGAGAUGACGAGGAGAGUGAUCGGCAUAAGUGCAGGCAGGGUUGUGAAGGCAGGGACGGCGGGGUUGGUGGGGAAGUUGGGGAAUGCGGGGAUGGUGUGGAUGGUGGGGGGGAUGGUGAGAGAGGAGAGGGUGAAGGACUGGGCGGGGAUCGGGGGGGGCAUGCGGUACAGGGUGAGGAGGAGGGGCGAGAGGGGAAGGGUGGGGAGGAGGAGGGACGAGAGGGGAAGGGUGGGGAGAGGGGCAGUGGAGGAACGGGUGGGGAAAAGGGGGAGUUUGAAUGUCGGGAGACGCCGCAGCAUUACCUGAGGAGCAGGAGACGGAGGGAGGAAGAGGGAGGAGUGAAUAGGAGAGGAGAGGAACGGAGAGGAGAGGGAGGGAGAGGGCUGGAAGGCAGAGGAGUAAAGCGAGGAGCAGGGCACUGGGGCCAGCUUGGCAGGGCGAGGGGCCGUCGCGUGUGCCGCCAUGCCCCUCCUCAGCUGCUGUUCGGGCCUCCACCCUUCCAUGCUGAGCCACCUGCUGCUGCUGUUGCUCCUGCUGCUGCUGCUGCUGCUGCUGCUGCCCCACCUGCCCCCUCUCUACCCGCACGUGACACAGGCACACCAACUGCGCCACCUGCACCAUCUGCAUCACCUGCAUCACUCGCCAUGCGUGAUUUCCUACUGAGAAUGCCCACACAUGACACAGACACUCCUCCUGCUCCACCUCACUCCUCCACAGUCCCUGCUCCCUCCCCUCCCCCACCCAAUCCACCUGCUCCACCUGCUUCACCUGCAUCACUCGCCAUGCGUGGCUUCCUGCUGAGAAUGCCCACACGUGACACAGGCGUUUCUCCUGCUCCACCUCACUCCUCCACAGUCCCUGCUUCCUCCCCCCUCCACCCACUGCACCCGCUCCACCUGCUCCUCCACCCGUCGCUCUCUCCCUACCUGCCACCCUCGGCACAAUCCUAG